AUGUUUGUCCUGUCCGAGGUCGAUCCCGAUGGUCACGAUAUGAAAGCCAGAUUAGAUGAGCUUACUUACGAUGCAGUUGAGGAAUGGGUCAUUUGUGACAACCGAUUUUGUGAUAUGUGGAAGGAAACUGUGAAAAUUGUUCGAAUAUGUCCUUCAAAUGAAACAAAAAUAGAAAAUAAAAAUAAAAACUGCCUAAAAUAUGCUGAGAAAGCUCAUCUUAACAACUGCAUAGACUAUACAAAAAUCCGAUACCACUGUGUCCUUAAUUCUCAUGGGAAUCAGACGAUUGAGGUGUGUGCACCAGAGAAAAGAAUAAAUGGGUUUUGUGCAGAGUUCAAUGAAGAGGCUGGCGAAAUACUUCCUAAUCACUAUCUAGACUGCUCAUUAUUUACGCCACCCUGCAGGAGUCAUUAUAAUUCACCUGAUGCUUAUCUCUGUACGUACAAUCUUCCCCACUAUCUGUAUUUUAUUAUCUGUGAUACACGUACUUAUAUCUGA
Molecule: messenger RNA, 498 nt
Organism: Saccostrea echinata
Lineage: Eukaryota; Metazoa; Mollusca; Bivalvia; Ostreida; Ostreidae
Exons: 3
Coding region: 1-498 (165 amino acids)
Source: RefSeq, a predicted model, not a curated record